AUGAAUUAAAUACAUAAAAUUUUAUUCCAAGUUUUAAGUCAAAUUGCCUUAACAGCAGUAGUCAAAAAAAGAAGAGUGUUCCAAAAAAAGUAGAGAGUGAGAGUAAUCCUUAUUUAUUAAAUACAGAAUAGAAUUGAUAACAAGGCUAACACUCCAGAAAUGAUUAGAACUUUAAAUACCAACUUUAGUCCUCCAAUAAAAUAUACAGACAUUCUCAAAACCAUUAAAUAAAGCAGCCAUAAUUAGCCAUCUAAAAUUCAAAUUAUCUAUGAUGUCGAUUUUGAUUAAGCAAAGAAUAGAGUUUCUUCUUAAUUCAAAUCCCCCAAAGAAGUGACUCCAACCAAAAAGCACACUUAAACAAUUUUCGGUAAUCAUAGAGAUUGA
Molecule: messenger RNA, 384 nt
Organism: Paramecium tetraurelia
Lineage: Eukaryota; Ciliophora; Oligohymenophorea; Peniculida; Parameciidae
Exons: 3
Source: RefSeq, a predicted model, not a curated record